GACCGCUCUUGACAGCAGAUGCGUAGUUUCUAAACGAAACCGGCAUUCAGCCUCGACUUCUAUCAAUUGCCCCUACCUGCCUCUCGCGCCCCACAAGGGGCGCUGAGCAAGCGCUGCAGAUAUAUCGGAUAUGGAGGGCCUUACUGCAGCUGACGCGGCUGAAAAACGCGACCAACUGAUUGGACUCACGCUGGCGAUUAGCUCUUCCAUAUUCAUUGGAGCCAGCUUCAUCAUUAAGAAGCGUGGGCUAAGGAUUGCAGCUGGGUCAGGGCUACGUGCCGGCGCCGGAGGCUUCUCGUACCUCAGGGAGCCAGUAUGGUGGGCAGGGCUAUUAUCAAUGGUGGUCGGCGAGGCUGCAAACUUUGCAGCGUACGCCUUCGCGCCAGCCAUCCUCGUGACACCGCUCGGCGCGCUGAGCAUUAUUGUUAGCGCGAUCCUGGCACACAUCGUGCUCCAGGAGAAGCUCAACAUGUUUGGCAUGCUGGGAUGUCUGCUGUGCAUCACCGGUAGCCUGACAAUCGUGCUGCACGCCCCGCCGGAGCGGCACCUCAGCUCAGUCAUUGAGGUGUUCCAGCUGGCUAUGCAGCCAGCCUUCCUAGGCUAUACCGUGUUUGCGGUGUGCGUCAUCAUCUUCCUCAUAUUCUACGUGGCACCGCAGCACGGCACCAGCAGCAUAUUCGUGUACCUGGCCAUCUGCUCGCUGGCGGGCUCGCUGUCCGUCAUGAGCUGCAAGGCACUGGGCAUCGCGCUCAAGCUGACGUUCCAGGGGGACAACCAGCUGCUGUUCGGGGAAACGUACGUGUGUAUCAUGGUGGUAGUGGCGUGUGUGAUGACACAGAUGAACUACCUCAACAAGGCGCUGGACCUGUUCAACACCGCCAUCGUGUCGCCGGUGUAUUACGUCAUGUUCACGUUGCUCACCAUCCUGGCCUCCAUCAUCAUGUUCAGGCUGCGGCCGGUCAGCUGUACUUGCUGGGGGCUUGUCAUUCUGUGAAUGCCGGGCCUAUUUAGCUGAUGGGGAAGACAAGAAGACAAGG
Molecule: messenger RNA, 1037 nt
Organism: Chlamydomonas reinhardtii
Lineage: Eukaryota; Viridiplantae; Chlorophyta; Chlorophyceae; Chlamydomonadales; Chlamydomonadaceae
Exons: 7
Coding region: 131-994 (287 amino acids)
Biological process (GO): magnesium ion transport
Cellular component (GO): membrane
Molecular function (GO): magnesium ion transmembrane transporter activity
Source: RefSeq, a predicted model, not a curated record